Ceratotherium simum simum (southern white rhinoceros) is the source of this 2806-nucleotide messenger RNA. RefSeq names its product family with sequence similarity 114 member A2 (gene FAM114A2). The record is from RefSeq and is a predicted model, not a curated record. Lineage: Eukaryota; Metazoa; Chordata; Mammalia; Perissodactyla; Rhinocerotidae.
AAAAAAGCCUAUAUAAUUAAAUUUUUUCUUGGGCUUUUAUUUUACCAGGUGAUGAUAUAAUCAUGUCAGAUGAGGAUGAUAUUGAGUCUCCAGUGUUAACUGAAGCAAGCUCCAUCCUUGAAGAUGGGAACUGUGAGCCAGCCAAGACUUCUGAGUCUGUUGACCAACGUGCCAAUCCAGAGAGUAAAUCAGAACCUGUAGCUUCCACUCGGAAAAGACCAGAGUCCAAACCUUCCAGUGACCUUGAGACUUCAGAAGUUCUCCCUGUUCAGGCAUCACAGGCUGCAGGCAAAGAGACAGUUUCUAAAGAUGUACCUCAGACUGGAUGGGGCUAUUGGGGCAGCUGGGGCAAGUCCUUACUCUCCUCAGCCUCAGCUACAGUAGCUACAGUAGGACAAGGUAUUUCAAAUGUCCUUGAGAAGGCAGAGACUUCCCUGGGAAUCCCUAGUCCCAGUGAAAUUUCAACUGAAGUCCAACGUGCAACAGGAGAGACAAAUGCCAAAGAGAAUGAAACUUCCUCCCCAAUGACUGGGCCCUUUGGUGUAUUCUCCACCAUCUCUACUGCUGUUCAGAGCACAGGAAAGAGUGUUAUCAGUGGAGGUUUGGAUGCCUUAGAAUUCAUUGGGAAAAAGACCAUGGAUGUAAUAGCAGAAGGGGAUCCUGGAUUUAAAAGAACCAAGGGUCUGAUGAACCGGAAUUCUACACUGUCUCAGGUUUUAAGAGAGGCGAAGGAGAAAGAAGAGCUAUGGACCUCCAAUGAGGUUACUGUGGAAACGGACAAGAAAGCUCAUUAUGGGCUACUCUUUGAUGAAUUUCAAGGCCUUUCACAUCUAGAAGCUCUAGAGAUGCUUUCCCGAGAAAGUGAAAUAAAGGUGAAAUCUGUCCUUAAUUCUCUAAGUGGAGAAGAAUUAGAGACUCUAAAACUUGAAUUGGAGCAGCUCAAAGAAGCAUUUUCCCUAGCAGAAUUCUGUGAGGAAGAGGAAGAAGAAAAAAAAGGAGAUGAAGACUUUACCAAAGAGAUAACAGAGCUAGUUUCCCAGCUAAAUGUCUCCUCCAAACCAGAGAAACUUGCCAGGGCAAGAAAUACAGCCUGUGAAUGGAUCAGGACAUCUCUGGCCCAGCCAUUAGAAGAGAAGGAAGAAGGAGAAAAACAGUUGGAGGCAGAAAAAACUGUACAUAUCAAUAAAAAUUCAAUAGAGGAUAUCCAUGCAUUUGCAAUCCGGAGCCUAGCAGAACUAACUGCCUACUCAAUUGAACUGUUUCACAAAACAGCGGCUCUGGUUCUGCAUGGCAGGAAGCAGGAAGUGACAGCCGUAGAAAGGAGCAGAACCCUUUCCCAGAUGACAGUUGUGUUGUGUAAAGAGUUGUCCUCCCUGUCUAAAGAGUUCACCACCUGCCUAACAACUGCUGGGGUCAAAGAGAAGGCAGAUGUCCUUAAUCCGUUAAUCACUGCAGUAUUUCUAGAGGCGUCAAACAGUGCUUCCUAUAUCCAAGAUGCCUUUCAGCUACUCUUACCUGUGCUGGAGAUUUCUCUCAUUGAGAACAAGACUGAAUUACCGGAGGCAUGAGCUGCAGGUCCAGAGGCCUUUGUCAGAACAGUGAACAACAGAGAAGAUUCAACCUGAGACUUGUGACGGCCAAGAAAUGCCACUCUCUUCUGGUACCCUUGCAGAAGUGAGGGAAAAGGGUUAUUUUAGUAUAUAAAAAUUCAGACAGGAGUGUAGGUUUAAAGGAAGUUCGUUGCCUUCAUUGCUUGGCUGAAAUAGUCAGGUCCUCACACUGCUUUUCCCAGUUGUUAUAAUUAAUAAAUUAUUUGAAAAGAAACUUUUAUAGAAAGUUCAAGAAUAAUAGCUCUAGAGAGAGGUUAGUGGGACACUCAGGCAGAAAUAUUGGUCUUUCUUUGAUAUGAUGCAAAACACUACAGGUUUGUAUGAUUUUGCAGCCCAUAGAUAUAAUUGGUUGUUAAGCAAGAGGAAAAAGAACUUUAUUUAGUAUUCUAGAAUUCACAUGCUUGAUCUAUUAAUGCCAUGUACUUUCUCCUUUCUAUAAUAAAAGCUAUGGCUUUAAGAAAACUGAGUAUAUGUAAACUCUGUAAUGAUUACCCUUUAUUACGUGAAUUCUUGGAAUUAGAAAGUUUCAUCUGCUGUUUAAUUCUCAAUAGAUAUUUGGCAUUGAGGAGGAACUUCUAGAAUUUACUUGUAACCACACGAAUUAACUAUAGCAAAGUGCCCUUUAGCUUCAGAUUACUCUCCCACCCCAAGAUGACAAGCUUCAAGUUGUAGUUGACCCCCAUUCAACUGGAUUCAAGACCAAUAAGUGCAAUUUAGAGAAAGAGUUUUAUGUUUGCAGAUAUUCUGAGACUUUCCAGGAUGUUUUUCCUGCAUACCCUAUGUGCAGGAUAAAUUCUGUAAUAGCCAACUCCAAAGGAGUGUUGAAGCUCUUUUAGUAAUGGCAUUGCUGUUUGAAUAUUGUCUAAGUGGACUAUAGAGUCCCAUAGAAAUGAUGUUCGUUUAUAAUAGGAUUUAACCUGUAAGACACAAUAUAUUUUUCCUCAUUCUUUUUUGUUUAGUUUGUUUUAAUUAUUCUUUAGCAUGUUUAUAAAUAUAACUUUUAUUCUUCAGAUCUUAAGCCUUCUUUUGCUCUCUUCAGCAAGUUAAGAGACUAAUAAGGUGUCAUCUUCCUAAAAGCUAUUUUGGUAUCCACUCUUUUUAAAAAAGUUCUCCAACUUUGUGCUUUUUAAUGAUUCAGGUAACUUUUGUGAGCUCAGCCACUCAUCUUCUAAAACGUUUAAAUAAAAUGUAAUAAU